AUGGUUGAUGUCUUCAAACUCGUGAGCCCUCCAGACGGAGACGAAUUCAGGAUCCCACUAAUUCUUCUGGAGUUAUACGCCUUCAUAAACAACGACAUCUGCGAAGGGAUCUUCCGAAUCAACGGCUCGUUGAAGAAGGUUAACCAGUACUACAAUUCCUUACACAGGUACCAUAGAUGGUUACCCGAGGCUAAUAUUUAUGAUGUGUGCUCCUUACUCAAGAAGCUUUUAACCACCAACUACAAAUUCUUUGAUAUAUCCAAGUUGGAUCUUGGGGAAUUGAAGGAAUUGUCUGACGAAAAGUUCAAUUGGGAAUACUUCAACCGGUUUAUGAACAACAACUUGAACUCAUUAAGUUUGCACAUCUUCAUGUAUACGAUAGCAUUCACCUCCAGGUUAUUGGACCACAGCGACAUCACCAAAAUGUCCUUGUUGAAUUUCUCAAUCAUUUUCCAGCCCAUUUUCUUUUCCUGUGACAGCUUGGUGGGUUUGCCCAACUACAUCAACUUGCUCAACUUUUUGUUGAAGAACCAUCAGAAAAUCGACAUUGAUCAAAGUUUGAUUGAUUCAGACUUUAAACUUGCAUUAUCAGAGUCAUCUGUUGAAACUGACUUUACGGAUAACUCGUCCUUCUUUUACCGAUUUAAAAGUUUCAAAAACAAAUCCAUCGACUCUAUUAACGAUAUUGGCCGCAAAAUUCCUUUCAGCAAUGAUAUCACCUUUAAGGGCUACCGCUUCAACAACAGAUCCGUUGAUAUGGUGUCCUUCUUGAAGGAUAACCGGGAUUCUUUAAGCGACCAGAGCAAAGAUGAAGAAAGUGCGGGUACGGUGAUUACAGAGGUUCCAGAGAAUGGGCCCAUCACCAAUUCUGAAUCCACACAAUCAGUUUCCUCGUCAACCGACCCACAGAUUGGUUCUCAAGAUGCGCAACCGGAUCCCGAGCCUGAAUCUAACCCCGAAUACACUCACACUUUGGAACCCCCUACCCAUAAAUUCCCAGUGUUUGAAAUCGACGAGUCUAUUGACCCAUUGACAGUCGACCCCGAGAUCAACGCGGUUAUUCAUUUGAAGGAUAUCGAUACCCAGUCCUUCCAAUUCGAUGUCGAUUUAGAUUCUUCGUCUAAUUCUUCUUUCCACUCCCUUAACGACGACUCUGAUGAUACGAGCAACCAGAUGAACCAGUCUAAUUUUAGCAACGAUACCAAUGAUACCAGCUUUCAGAUCUCUGAAUUAUCUCAUAAACCAAGCAUGUGGUCUCUUCGAUCCCACAAGGAACCCAAGCAUAGUAAGCAUCACGAGUCCAAAACUACCCGCAAAAAACCAACCAGUAAAUUGGCCCAAACGGCGACAAGGAAAAGAAGCUCGACCAUUCUUUCAAGAGUCGAGUCUCGUCUUGACUCCAAGUCGGAGCCCAGAUCAUCCUGUGACACUUUAUCACUGAUGGAAAAGCGGAGGAGCUUGGCCAAGGUCUUCAAAAAUGAAGGGAUCAAGUUUCCCUUGAAGCUUAAAUCCAAGAGUAUUUACUAA
Messenger RNA from Yamadazyma tenuis ATCC 10573, 1527 nucleotides. Its product is annotated as Rho GTPase-activating protein. Lineage: Eukaryota; Fungi; Ascomycota; Pichiomycetes; Serinales; Debaryomycetaceae. Gene Ontology annotation, biological process: signal transduction. The record is from RefSeq and is a predicted model, not a curated record.